AGAGGGAGAAGGAAGGAGAGAAUAGAGAUGGGGACAAAGAGAGGGAGAGAGUGAUGGCAGAAGAGACCAGCGGACCCACACCAACAACAUGAGAUGCCAGGCAUGGAAGAGACAGGCACCAUGUACCAGAGACUGCAGGGAGACGUGUGACAGUCAGUGACAGCACAGCCUGCCAGCACUGAGAGACCCCUGGCUGCACAUCAGAGACUGCAUCACAUCCAGUAGGAUGAGAAGAGACUGCACAGAGACAGCCCAGAUCAAAAAAGAGACAGCAAGAAUCUGCUGCAGGGAUCUAGUGACAGCUCCCCACUAUGGACUGGUGACGAGUCGCUGCGUGGAGACGGCGACCUAAUGCAGAGAAGACGCUGAGGUGGGCCGCAGGACAUCCGGGGUCUCCUACUGAAGAUAUGACCGCCACUAUGCAAGCCUUUCACUUUAAGCAGUUUGCCCCUGAGCCGGGGCAGGACUGGCCUCCCUCCUGUGAGCAGGAGAUAGAGCGGAGGUACCAGGUCGUCCCUUCCGUCGUCUGCGCGAUGUGUUGCCUUUUCGGAAUUAUCUAUUGUUUCUUUGGCUACCGGUGCUUCAAGGCUGUCAUGUUCCUGACGGGUCUCAUGUUUGGCUCUGUGGUCAUCUUCAUGCUAUGCUACAAGGAACGGGUCCUGGACACUCAGCUGAGUGUGGAAGCCAGUGUGGGCAUUGGCCUUGGGAUUGGCAUCUUGUGUGGCCUGGUGACCAUGCUGGUGAGGAGCGUGGGACUGUUCAUGGUGGGCCUACUGCUCGGACUGCUCCUAGCCAUAGCCACGCUGAUAGUCAUGGAGCAGUUCUACCACCCGCGCACUGUCUGGGUCCCGGUGGCCCUGCUUCUGGGGAUCGGGAUGAUGUUUGCAGUGCUAACCCUACAGUGGCAGUGCUUCUUCACCACCCUCUCCACUGCCGUCUUCGGCAGCGCCAUCAUGACAGUGACUGUGGAUUACUUCAUCGAGCUCUUUCUUCUGGUGCAGUACGUGUACCAGCGCAUGAAGGUGGACCCUCCGCAGCCCAUGUGCUGGUACAGCUGGGUUAUUCUCGGCAUCUGGCCCGUACUUAGUUUACUGGGAGUCCUGGUCCAGUGGAAAGUGACGGCCGAGGGAUACUCACACACAGAAGUUAUCAUCAGUCGGCAGCAGCGCCGGGUACAACUUAUGAAAAUAAAGCAGAGAGAGGAGCGUAAGGAGAAAAAGAAGAAGAAGAAGAGACCUCAUCAUCAUCAUCCUCACCCGCAGCACAAAACACCGCAUCCACCUGAGCCAGCCUUCCGUAGAAAACCUACUCCUAUUCGGCGAUUUGAUGGCGAUGUGAUCUCCCCGAGCUACAUUCAGAGUUUUCGAGACCAGCAGUCGGGUUCAACUCGGGGCCGGAUGACCGGUGCUCACACAGUGGUGGAUUUGGACUAUGACUGCGGCUCCAGGGUACCACUUACCUCCGGAGCAGCAUCAGCCGUACGAGUAUAGCACAGAGCGAGAGGAGCGGGGAGGAAGACCCAGGAGGAAAGGGAAUCACAAGAACACACAGACAUUGCGCUGUAACAAUUCCAACACUGUGACCGUGAGAACCCAUCAUGACAUAUUACACGCCGAAGACUCUACGGACGCUGCGUACACUGUGCGACGACUCCCACCUACCUCUUUACAAACACCACACUCAUAGACAUUCCAACCUACCUCCCUGCGGUCCCACUUCAAGCUCUGAUCUCUCCUUACAUGGACCUCCAUCACCUCUCCCCUCCAAAACUGGAUCCACUGGAUGAAGGACCAUAAUGGGAGUCAACCAAACCUGGCCCGUUCCAGUGUCGUGUUUAAGGACGUCUGGGCAUGAUUUUUUUUUCUUGUGCCGAUAUAUGGACAAAGAUUUGCUGUGUAUAUAAUCAGUCAAAAAAAAAAAAAGUUAAUUAUUUAAAAAAAAAAUUAAUUUUGAGGAAAUCUAAGAUCCAGCGGGAGAGGGUCAAAAACAUCAAUUUCAGGAAAAAAAAGCCACAAGACUGAUUGGGUUGGUAAAAUUCAAAAAUUUUUUGGAGUUUUUUCAAUGGAUGUUUUUUUAAAAUACUGUUAUGGGGUGAGGGUGGGUGACAGAGUGAGCGGAUUAUGCGUGUUGCGUUAUGGCUGGUAGUGGCGCAUGACAGACAGAAGGAUGAAGGCAUAGUUGUCAUGGUCACGAAUCUCAUGCCUCCUGCCCAUUUCCCUGUAGAUAUAACGAGCUUAUGGCCUCUUCAUGCAGUGCAACAAUGUAUCGACUUGUGGAUCCUGCCCAAUGAGAGCACAGUUCUGUACAAUCCCACGUCAUAAAUGAAUGUUUGUGAGCCAUAAUAUUUACCCUAGGAGCUGGGGGUUUUUCCCCAGUGCUCAUUGUCGCCCCCUUCUGGUGUAAGAACUGCUCUGAGCCGAUCGCAGUGGUUGCCACGUUUCAACACCAUUUAGCUGCUGGUCUGACAAAAUAAGUAAUUCUGUAAGAAGAAUUUUAAAAGAAAUUCAAAUCUAUGUUUGCCCAUAGUAGCAAACAUGGAUUUAAAUUUCUUCUGAAGGAACAUUAAACCAAGAAAUAUACAAUGAGACUAAAUGGGUUAAUCUGCAGGAUCCUGUAUCAGACAGGGUUGAUCUCCUGAUCUGUUCCAUUUCUGGCUGGGGAUUGGUUGGUUGGUGAGGAUUGGCUUUGAAGCAGGGCUUAACAGUCUUUGUGUUCUGCUGUAGAGGGGAGAGGCUCCUGCUGCAGCCACCUGUCUUGCAUCCAGAAGGGACAGUGAGGAGGAGGAGCGGGGACAUGACUGAUCUCCUGGGAAACACAGUUGUAAUUGUAAUAUGAUACAAAAUGUCAAAGGAAAGAAAAAGAUAAUUUGUAAAAAAAAAUUGUGCAUUUCUAUGUUUAGUGUUCCUAUAAUGGGGUAGCACGCUAUAAUUUUUGCCCUAACACAA
Bufo bufo (common toad) is the source of this 2945-nucleotide messenger RNA. RefSeq names its product transmembrane protein 198 (gene TMEM198). Gene Ontology annotation, cellular component: plasma membrane; cytoplasmic vesicle. Gene Ontology annotation, biological process: positive regulation of canonical Wnt signaling pathway. The record is from RefSeq and is a predicted model, not a curated record. Bases 408 to 1490 code for a protein of 360 amino acids. The transcript has 5 exons. NCBI's taxonomy places the organism in Eukaryota, Metazoa, Chordata, Amphibia, Anura, Bufonidae.